AUGCGCCCCUCCAUGAAGGCCAUGGCAGUAGAGACUCAAGACCGCCUCGCCUCCACCGGCUCUACGGCAACGCUGGACCUUCAAGAAGUCCUUUCUACCGUCAUAGGCGAGCCCCUCUUGUCAACUCACCUCAGUCUCCCCAGCGUCGUGGAACUCGCCCAUCCCGUAUGCGAAGUCCCACCAUUUCCCUCGAUACGCGAUGUGACGAUGUCCGUCCACGACCGGUCAACAUCCGAUGCACAACGUGUCUCUCGUUCGCCGGUGGUUCCAAUCGCGGACAACGUUUCUCGGUCUCUCAUUACUUUGCCCACCGGACCUCGCCUCAAAGUGAUGAUGGUCGAGAAGAUCUCUAUACGGGCUUGGACUGAAUCCGUAUGCACGAGCUUCGUCUGCGACACAAUGCCGAAGGACAUCGCAACGCGUGUCUUCUUCCCCGCCCCGACUGACGAAGACCCCGCUCGCCUUGCGACCCACUUCUCUGCUGGAUGCGACACCCUUCUGCCCGAAUCUGGAUGUAUCGCUUCUGCCAAGCGAAUUCCCAUCAUCAUCGACAUGCCGCUCUCAUCUUCUUCUCAAUCAACGUCGACAUCUUCCGUCACCUGUUCUUCGCGGGAUUCUUUCACUCUACCUAGCUCUCAGCAAAUGGACUCACGUUCUCCUACGGCCUUGCCCUCAAUUACCCUCUCGACCUCGACCGCCGCCCUUCCCCUCACUCUCGACUCACCACCCAACAACGGACAGAGUGUCUCGCUCGCUGUCCGUCGGGGAAAGAAAUCGCUUCCUGCGCUCUCUCUUGACUCACCAAUCUCGUCAAGUGCUCACGAGGUUGACUCGUACCCAGACAUUCCUUCUGCGUUCUUAGGCUCCCCGACCCUGCACUCGCCGUCUUUCCCGUUCUCAUCUGGCGAUCCUUCAAAGUUCAACAUGGGUCUAUCUGCGAUGUGCAACAAUCUUAAGUCUCUCGUACCACCUCCGCCGUUCUCGCCUACGGAGCCCUCCUUCCCUCUAUGCCCUACUACGGAGCCCAAAACGCGAUGGGGGACAGUCAAUUGCGCCCAGCUCUCAGACGAAGACGAUGAAUGGGCAUUCGCUCAGGACCUAGUCGCUGAAUGGCAUGCAAGUCGGGCCCAAUAUGCCGAGGUCUCCCCCCCACCGUCCCCUAUUGGCACACUUGCGUAUUCUUCAUCCUCUUCUUCAGCUCUCGAAGAUGGAUCUGUUCUGGCGACAUCUAUCUCUGUUGGGUGCUCCGACGGCCUCGCGAAGAAGCAUGCUACAUCAAGUGCGAAGCAGAUGCGGCGCAAGACUGUGAUCAUCCAGGCACCUGACAACGAAUGCAGAGCUCUCGCACCUACCACGACCCUCAAGAGGGCAGAACUAGCUCGCUCUAGGGCCGCCGACUGGGGCACAGAACUCUUUCCGGACUACUUCGACGACCCAGUUCCAUUCGUCAUCCCUGCUAGAACUGCAGUCUCCUCCACACCCGCGUUGAAUCUGAACCCAACGAACGAACUCAUCUCGCCCGGUUGUCCGCUUGGCUCUGUAACCGCGAGGGUGCCUGUUCGGGGGAUUCUCAAGGAGAGGAAGAAUGUCCGCUUCUCCGUCGUGCCUAGCUUGCACGACGCCACGCGUAAGGUCACCCCUCCGCUUCUCCCACUUCCCGGACACCACGAGCGACCCUCCGUCGGGCGCAUUCGAUCAAGACCAGACCUCUCAACCGCCCCCAUCUCCACCCUGGCCCUCAAGCGGCUCUGCCCGUCCGUCCAUACACCCAGGGACGGCCCCCAGCGCGCCGGUGCAACGCAACACACGCCUCGAGUCGAGCAAGGGCGGUGUCGUCGCGACCGCGCCCGGCCAGCAUCCCCCCCGCCGAAGGGCCCAUCACUGCCGGUGCGCGCCCCUCCGCUCACGAAGCCCCCGCGCAUGGCGACGCUGCCCCCGCCGGCGCGCGCGCCAGGAUCCUCCAUCAGCGCGCGGCUCAGCUUGAAGCUGCCCCGGGACGCGAAGAAACCCAGGUCCCAGCCACAUCCCGUGCUCUCGCCAGAGUCGCGCGCGCGCGGCGGCCCGAUGCCGAUCUCUGCGACGCGUCUCGGUGACAUGCGCAACGGCCCUGUGGAGACCACAUUGACAUUCGGGUGCCCCACGACGACUUGCGCGAAGAUGGGCGGCAAAGGCAAGGCGCCCGUGGCGAACCGCCCUGGACAACGUACGGCGGGCCUUGCGGUCCAUGCUGGCACCCGUGGGGCGAGCACUGCAGCACGCGAGCGGGGGGAGCGGGGGGUUUCAGCGAGCGCGAAUCCGGCCCCCAAGCAACCCGGGAACCGGAUGUCUACGCCGUUGCGGACCAUCUGGACCAAGUUCCGCGCCUAG
Epithele typhae is the source of this 2367-nucleotide messenger RNA. RefSeq lists its product as uncharacterized. Bases 1 to 2367 code for a protein of 788 amino acids. The transcript has 3 exons. NCBI's taxonomy places the organism in Eukaryota, Fungi, Basidiomycota, Agaricomycetes, Polyporales, Epitheliaceae. The record is from RefSeq and is a predicted model, not a curated record.